CAUUUUGCAUUGGAGGAAAACAGGACAGAUAAUCAAAACACGAGAGAGAAAACAGUCAGAUAAUCAUAAGUGGUUAGAAGAGGCUAGUUUACCAACUAGACAUAUUACAAAGAAGAACGACAUUUACGAAGAACCCGUUAAGGAGGGCGAUUACUACAGUUUUAACGACGCUGCCCCUGGAAUUGAAAUUCAUCUUUUGUGGAACUAUAUCACAGAAAAAAUGAAGAAUACCUGUAAACAUCUCUAUGACGAAUUUGCGACUUUGACAACAGGGCUCGUCCAUAAACAUGACGUGGCAGCCCAAGAAAAAAACAAGGGCAAGAACAGAUACAAGGAAAUGUAUGCAUACGACCAUUCACGGGUGCCACUCCAAACAGAUAAGCCAGACGAGUCUGACUAUAUCAAUGCUUGUUUCAUCAAUGGUUACGAAAAAGUAAACAAAUUUAUCGCAUCACAAGGUCCUACGAAGAACAUGAUUGAUGACUUCUGGAGAAUGAUUUGGCAACAGAAAGCUGACAAAAUUGUGAUGCUGACAAACCUCAUAGAAAUGGCUUCGAUUAAGUGCAAACAGUACUGGCCAGAGAAAGGUGACACUUGUUCAUAUGGUGGCAUAGAUAUAUCAUACAUCGACACAAGAGAAUUCCAAGACUACAAUGUACGGACCUGGGAAGUGGUUAAGACUGGCAGUAAACCACGUCGAAUACGCCAGUUCCAUUUCAAAACUUGGCCUGACAAGGACGUUCCAGACAGUGCUUGGUGCCUCGUCGACUUCUGGAAAGCUGUUGACACUAAUAGCGCAACAAAUGAAUCACCGAUUGUUGUACACUGCAGUGCUGGAGUUGGUCGUACAGGAACAUUCAUCGCACUUGAUAACCUUAUAUACCAGGCUAAAGCAGAAAAGUGCGUUCGGCUUCUACAAAUGGUGCAGACACUGCGCAGACAGAGGGUGAAUAUGGUGCAGACGAAGGAACAGUACGUGUAUCUCCACGAAGCUGUAGCAGAGGCCUUGCUGAUCGGGACACACCACGUGUAUUCCAAGCAGUUUGAUAGUUUCUACAAGCACAUGGUCAACAAAGAGCUACGAUCGCCGAGGACGAGGAUUGAGGAACAGUUCGAUUUGAUUGAAAAGGGAGUAACAGAGGAGUCGGUGCAGGAAGUUGGUCCCGAAUAUGGAAACAUAGAGUCCAUGCGAUCGGAAAUAGAUGCAUAUCGCCCUAACCUGAACAAAAGAGGAUCUAACUUUGUUCAAAAUCUCGGAACUAUUUUCUUACCGAACUACGCCAACAAGAACACGUUCCUCGUAGCAAUGUCGCCGACAGAACAAACGCUGGAAGAAUUCUGGUCCCUGAUUGAGGAACAACACAUCACCACCCUAAUCAUGCUGACGCCACAAUCACAUACCGCAUACAAGGUUGUGAAGACAUGCCAGUACUUAGGAAGCAUGGACGGGAAACAGAUCGGCAAUUUUGUUGUCAACUGUAUCCAUGAAAAGAAGAACAAAGAAUUCCAAGAAAAGUGUUUCUCAUUCAAAGACGUAAACAACGAGGACGAGGAUUACCUGACCACAAUACGUCAGUUUGAGUUUUCGGCUUGGCGGGAAGGCGAGGACACGCCAACAUCGGUACAGCCCAUGUUAGAUAUGCUGGAGGCAGUCAACAGGUGGCAGCCUCAUCUCCUCGAGAAAAGACCUAUCCUCAUACAUUGCGAAUCCGGAUUUCAUCGCAGUGGAUUGAUAGCUGUACUUCUGAAUGAAUUUCAUCGGAUUCAAGCAAACAAGGGUCAGAUCAACAUUGUGGAAAGCGUGAAAACAAUGAAACAACGGAACAAAGAUAUUGUACAGAGUCCGACCCAACUUCGAUACAUCUACAACGUCAUACAAGAACAUGUAAAACAGAUGGAUGUUUAUCAAAAUAUGUAG
Molecule: messenger RNA, 1918 nt
Organism: Mya arenaria
Lineage: Eukaryota; Metazoa; Mollusca; Bivalvia; Myida; Myidae
Product: receptor-type tyrosine-protein phosphatase epsilon-like
Exons: 18
Coding region: 221-1918 (565 amino acids)
Biological process (GO): protein dephosphorylation
Molecular function (GO): protein tyrosine phosphatase activity
Source: RefSeq, a predicted model, not a curated record